Molecule: messenger RNA, 2906 nt
Organism: Pseudomyrmex gracilis
Lineage: Eukaryota; Metazoa; Arthropoda; Insecta; Hymenoptera; Formicidae
Exons: 13
Source: RefSeq, a predicted model, not a curated record
CGUUCUGUUACCAGUUAUGUGUUUAGUCCUUAAAAAAUUAAACCAUAUAAUAUUAAGAGAAUUAUUUUCUUGUGUUAUUUUCGUGAUAUUUUCUGUUUCUACUCGAACGAAUAUACAAAACAUAUUUAUUGUACAAGUCAUGUGAAAUAUAUCAUCCACGUCGCAUUUUCUCUGUGAACUUAUUAACCAAGCAAUUUCGUUACUAUAAUUACGAUUAAAAGUACAAGUUGCACAUAGAAAAUCAUGAUUUAUUCGAAUAUUAUUACUAACAUAUUUGCUAUGUUUGUGUUUUGUGUUAUCUUACAGUGAAAAGUAUAUAUGUAAAUAUAAAAUACUUGAUUAAUUUUACUAUUUAUUUCAAUUUGAUUAUUAUUUUCUGACGAUAUUCCUUACUGCUUAUGAAGAUCGAACUGUGAACAUAUUUAUUGACACUGCAAAUGAUGUUAAGGUUUUUACUUUUCGUUGUCCAAAUAUUUUACACUUGUGGAAAAGUAAUUGUGUUACGUGGAGAAUCAGUUUAUAUUAAAUCAUCAUCAUCUACAUAUAGAGGUGAGAGAAAAUAUAUAUGUCUCUCAGAAGACGACGGCGGCGCACUUGUAUGGAAUGACGACUUACUUUAUAAUCAAUAUCAACAAGAAAAUCGUACUGACUUGCAGUUUCACAGUACACAUCUAUAUAAUACCUGGAUAAAUUGCAAUUUUAACGCAAAACCAGUAUGUGUAGAAUCACAACCAAAAAGAAGCACGAGACAAUCACCACGUUAUAUAGAACAUAUAUGGAAAAAUUGCACAUUCAACACAACAAUAAAGUGUUUAGAUUCAUGGGAUCGAAAAAACUGGAGUCUUACAGAUGCUACGAGAACACCUAUGGGUCCCGUAUUUGAUCAAAGAUGGGAAGAAUUUCGAGAAGAACAACUUCAAAAAGGGCAUUAUUCCACACUUGCAUCAAAAUCAAUUCCAAAAGCAGGAGCGAUAUCUAUUUCACUUCGUUCAUGGAAGCAUGUGAACAUUUCUGUCUGCCUUUUUAUUCCCCCAUAUACUGCGAUAAUAUCUUAUCAGAAAAAACUUUGCUUUGAUAUAAAAUUAAGAUGCGAUAAUACAGCGUCCAUGAUUGUAUAUGAAACCAAUAUUGGUUUAAACAAUACUCGAGAUCAACAGCGCUUUUCUAACAACACUAUUUCCAAAAAAUUAUUACCACUAUCUGGGACUGAAUGGCGAACGUUCGUCAUUUCAUGGGAUUUUUGGAAUAGAAAUGUUUCCAUUUAUGAUACUAACGAUAAUAACAAAAUGCUUACGUUUGAAGAUACAGAAAAGUUCUCAAACAACUCACCUAUGAACGAUUAUUACUCGACAAUUCGUAUCCGGAUGGAUCAUUCCACACACUCGAUGUGUCGCUUUCAUGAAUACACUUUCCUGUAUACAGUUGACAAGAAUGCUGUUUUAACGACUCGUUAUUAUAAACCUAAUACUCAGAAGAUAUGCAUACAAAUAUUACUAGGCUUAUGUGCAGAAUGUGAUGCAGACAUCGUGAUGAUGGAUUCCACAACCCAUAAAAUGUUACACUCUGUAACAGCUAAAGGCUCAAUAAAUGCUGCAAUUCAUAACUUACCUAUGUGGCAACUCGUUAAACUUGAUCGAGAUUUUCUCACAGACACUUAUAUUAAAGCGAUAAAAAUUCGCGUAAUUCCCAAACUUACAAAGCCCACUCCCAAUCCGUUAUGGGCAAUAGCCCAUGUUCGGCAAUGUCCCAAUAAAGAGAUUUUGAGAAAAGGAAUUAUUUUGCAAUCAAAUAACGGAAAUGAUAUUCCGUUGUCGAAUAUAACUUGCCAAAAAUUAUACUUUAACGAAAAUAUCGUCGUAAGUUCCCUGGGAAAACCUACAAACAGAAUAGCUUUACAUGACAAAAUAUGUCCUGAAGAAAAAAUUGGACCAAACUGUUCCUUUUCCUGCGAACAUGAUCUAAACAGUCCUUCUAACUGUGAAGGAACUGCAAUCUGUUACAAAUCUGGGUGCGUAUGUUCUCCAGGAUUUCAAGGCAAUACGUGCUCUGAUUCAUGUGACGACAAUUGGUAUGGGUAUAAUUGUGCAAACAAGUGCGGUUUAUGCAAAUCUCUUGGAUGUAACAAAGUAACUGGAGAAUGUAUCAACGGAUGUGUUGAUACCUUGAAAAUAUUUUACUUGCCACCAUUGUGUCAUAUAGGUUUAGAUAAGCUCACAGAACCUGAAAUUGUCUCUAUCACUUCAACAAGCAUCCGAGUUAAACAUCCUAUAGUGUGGAAAGAGGAAUAUGAAAAAAUACAAAUAACUUAUUCGUUCGCUAUUACGGGAGAAAACGAUUACAUCUUUACGCAGUCAUGGAAUAGACUGUUUCAAAAUAUGACAUAUUUGAUCGGAUACUUCAACAAUUUAAAUCCUGGUUCUGUUUAUUCAGUCAAAUGUAUGCUACUUGCAGAGAAUGAAAUAAUUGAAAGCAAAUGGCAAAGUGUGGAAACUGACUGUGAAUCGGCAAAAACUUUUAACAUACUGUCUACGGAAAACAGUAUAAUUAUUGAUUGGCAAAACACUUCGAAUCAAGUAUUUUCAUGUCCAGCACAUUGGUAUUAUGCAACUCUCCAAAAUGAAAAUACAGGCGAAAAUAUUAGUAACUCAACAGUUAUCACUUUUCCCCAUGAAGUGUCACAUUUACCAUCAUAUACUCCUUUUAACGUGAUUGUAAUGCAUCCGCGACUUGUUCAUACAAUCAUAAAACAAAGGAAUUACCUGUUCCAUACUCAAAUUCGUACAUUACGAAGCGUUUCCACAAAAGUAUUAGAUAUUCAAUAUGUUGCGAACUCGAGCACACAAGUCACUUUGAAAUGGAAUUCUCCAGAUCACUUAACCAUAGUGCUGUACAAAAUAACAUUAAAG